AUGUUGACGUCAAAAAGCAAUUCCUCUAUGCACCUUUUUGUUGAUGGUUUGAUAAGUCCCAAAGAAUACAUCUCAGAUAAAGAAUGUGCUAAACAAUUUUACAAACAAAGUUAAAUACUAAUACAGUUAUCCAGAUUGGAAGAAGCUAUGCAAUACAUAAAUUAGGCAAUCCAUCUUGAUCCAUAAUUUGAGGAUGCAUACUAUUUAAGAGGAAAUAUAUAUCGAUUAGAGAAGAAUCUGGAUGAGGCUUUGAAAAAUUAUGAGGAAUGUGUCAAACUAAACACCUAGUAAUAUUUUGUUUACUACAAUAUAGGCUUAAUAUUAAACGAGAUGAAUAGAAAAGAAGAUGCAGUCAACAACUUUGACAAGUCAUUACAAUUCAAAAUUAAAUACGAAACUUUAAUUAAUAAAGGAAUUUUAUGUUUAGAAUUAUCUAGAUACGAAGAGUGUAUUAAAUUAUAUGAUUUGGCAAUAUCAUUGCAACCAGAUUGCCAUAUAGCUUAUUACAGUAAAGGAUUCACCUUAUUUAAAUUAUCCAAAUAUGAAGAGUCAAUAGACAAUUACAAUAAAGCUCUUAGACUCAAUCCACUUUUGACUAAUGGGUUUAACAAUAGAGGUAUUUGUAUUAUAGUAGGUUUAGCUGUAUCAUUGUGCAAAAUCAAUAAGAUAAAUGAGGCUAUAGACAAUUUAAAUUAAGGAUUAAAAAUAUCUAAAAAUGACCCAGUGAUUAUCUUUAAUUUAACAAAAUUAUAUAGAUUAACCAACAAACCUGAAAAAUACAAUGAAUUGAGAGAGAUCAUUAAACAUGUCUAGCCUUAAUGGCAAGAAUUGUAAAUUAUGGAGGAAAUAGAGAAAUCACUACAAGAAGCAAAAACUGAACUUCAAUUUAUACUAGCCUCAAAUGAAAACUUGUUUGAUUAAAAAUUUUCUGAUUUCAAAGCUCGAUUAGAUAUGGAAUAUCGAAAUCUUUGGAACUACGACUUAGAAUUUGAGAAGGCGAGUUCCUUAUUCUCUUAUAAAGAUAAAGAGAAAAUUGAAUAAAUAGUUUAGGAAUCAUUAAAUACUGAGGAGUCCAUAAUUAAACAUUAGCUUCUUUCGCUUGAAAACAGAGUUUACUUCUAAUCAUUAUAUUGGAGAUUAAGUAAUUACAUUAAGGUUGCUCAAAGAAUGUACUCAUUUAGUGGAAGCAAGAGAGUAUAAGAGUGUAUAAAGGAUGUGAAUCAAUCUCUCAAAUCUUUGCUUCCAGUAGAACUAGACAGGAUGUUAUUUGAAAACAAAAAACUAAAACAUUAGAAGACAUAGAGCACAAUUUCAUCGUUUAUUGUCCAAAGUAAGGGUUAAGAUACACAUCUUAAAAUAAUAAGGGAUAAAUUAAGAAAAGCAAGUAAAAAGGUAUCAGCUACAAAACCUUUCACAACUUCAAAAUCAUCGGAUAUUUAAAAGUCUACUUACUUCUCUAAGAAUAAGAGCAUAUCUGAAUUUAAUAGUCAAAUUAAUAACACUGCAUAAACCUUUAUCGAGUAUCUACCUAUUAAGAUAUCAGAAAAUGUCAUAAAUGAGAUAAAUUUAAGUUUAGGGGUAACUUCUUUAUCUGAUUAAAAAAUUGGAUAGAUAUUAAAGGUGUUUGCUAAUAAAACAAAGAAUGAAUAAUAAUUGGAAGUAGAAAUCUAGAUGGCUGUAUUUUAAAUGACUAAAUCUGUUUCAGAGAUUAGAUCUUUAAAUGACAAUGUUGAAAAUAUUCUCAAAUUCGAAUAAAUGAGCAAUCCUAAUUUAUCCUAUAUAUCUGGCUAAAAAUGGAUGAUAGGAAUAGAUGAUACCAUUUAAGUAUUGAAAUACUUUCAAGAAUAAUAUAAAGCACUAAUUGAUCCCCAAUCAUCUCAAUUACAUUUCUAAAUUGUUGCAAGUUAGAACUAUGCAGCAAAACCAAAGAUCUCAUCUUCAAAUAAAAGCAAGGAAGUUGAAAGAACUUAAGAAAGUUGUGCAUGUUUGAUAUUUUGA
Molecule: messenger RNA, 1998 nt
Organism: Paramecium tetraurelia
Lineage: Eukaryota; Ciliophora; Oligohymenophorea; Peniculida; Parameciidae
Exons: 6
Molecular function (GO): protein binding
Source: RefSeq, a predicted model, not a curated record